Cherax quadricarinatus is the source of this 6880-nucleotide messenger RNA. It is a transcript of the gene Pits, whose product is annotated as Protein interacting with Ttk69 and Sin3A. Gene Ontology annotation, cellular component: nucleus. Gene Ontology annotation, molecular function: transcription corepressor activity. Gene Ontology annotation, biological process: regulation of transcription by RNA polymerase II. NCBI's taxonomy places the organism in Eukaryota, Metazoa, Arthropoda, Malacostraca, Decapoda, Parastacidae. The record is from RefSeq and is a predicted model, not a curated record.
GUUCGCCUCGCAGUGAGCUAGACGCGGCGCUCAGUCUGAGAAAACCCGUCUGUCUAGACGCACGGCUAUGACGCUUUCCUCUCCCUAACUCGUGCACCCGCUCUUGGGUAAUGUGCCACGACCCGCGUCUUAAGGAAUACCUUACAGUACUGCGUCAGUGUGUCCUCGGACCGCCCACACGCCCCCGCCACCCUGCUGGCGGUAACAGAUUACCUCAACGCCAAAACUGGCUACCUUUGUUUGAAAUAUUGAAGUGAUAUUCUAGCUUGUCUAGUGGAGUGCCAAGUUAAUAGUGCGGUGAAUGUUGUCAGAGAGUAGAGGAGCCAUGUCAUCAUACCGGAGCCAGCGGCAGCACUGCUACCUGUGCGACCUGCCCCGCAUGCCCUGGGCAAUGUUGCACGACUUUUCCGAGCCCGUCUGCCGUGGCUGUGUCAACUAUGAGGGCGCUGACAGGAUAGACUUGGUGAUAGAAACAGCGCGCCAGAUGAAGCGAGCUCAUGGCAUUAACGAGAGCCGCCAGGGUCCUGCCAAGCCCCAUCCUCGUGUGCCUAUGGAGGCCCAGAAUGGCGCCCAUCACGGCCCCAUGAAGCUGGAGGGCGGCAUCAAAAUGGAGCCUGGGUCCCACUCCCAGUCUGGAUCUCAUUCACACGCCCACUCCCAUGGCCAUCCAUCGCCCUUGCCGCCCCCUGGUGCCCCAGGAGUCGCCUUUGUUGGAGGAGACGUGCGUCAGCGAGGGCCCCACAUGCUAGCCGCCUUCCCUGCAGGCCUGGCCCACCGCGAGGACCCACACGCACCCUCCCUGGUGAGGCCGCCCGCCCACCUCACAGCCCACCCUCCCCUGCCGCCUCCACAUUCUCGCCCACCAGGAGCCCCGGGAUCCUCGUCAGGCUCAGCACCUCAAAAAAGAUCCUUUGAGCGAGACGACGCCCAGAGUCCCAGCGAGGGUAGUGUACCCAAGAGACCCAUGCUGGAGGAGGGGCACAGACCUACCCUCACCCGAGGAGAGUCCUUGCCAGCUGCCCCCGUUGCCCCAAACUACAAGGAUACUGCUAAACAUCAUCCCGUCCGAGUGUGGUCCUUCGACGGGUCCUCAAAGCCUCCCACAGGUAAUGAGAUUGCGGCCCACUUCCGCCUCUCCCUGUUAGGGCUGGGUGCGGGGGCGCUGCGGAGUGGAGCUGCAGUAGGCGGCACAAAGUUGAAGGCCUCAGGUUCAGUGGUCAGCGCGGGGCUUCAGCGAGGCAAUCAGCCCUGCAGUAGCAGCAGCAGCAGCAGCUCUGGCGGCGCGCGCUCCUCACCCUUCAGUCAGCAGCAGCAGCCGCAGCAGAAGCAGGAGGAUGACCAGCCAAGUGGUUACCCAGGGCUGCCUGUGAGUGCAGCUGCUGUGGUAGCGGCAGCGGCGGCGCAGCAGCAAGCACAAGCAAACAGCCAGAGCCAACAGGGGUCGUCGCAGGGGCCCGGCGGCCCCCGAACCACCUCCCCCGAGGGUCCCAACUCCUCCACCAACGGGCCCUCGCCGAUGGCGGCCCUCCAGAGUGUGACAGACAACCUGCCACCGGGUUCCCCACACAGCCAUGCCUCUGCCUCCCCCCAGCAGCGCUCAGCAUCCAGGAACUCGUCACAGUUGUCCCCUUCUUCAGGAGAACCCAGGAGGAGAUCUUCUGGCGGGAGGCAUGGAGACUCAAGCGGGGACAGCAGCCCCGGGGCACAGGGAGGAGGAGCGAGCACUGGCAGUAGUGGCAGCGACGCCCCGCAACCCAGCAACAACCUCAAGUGCACGAUAUGUACCGAGAGGCUGGAGGACACGCAUUUCGUGCAGUGCCCCUCCGUCCUUCACCACAAGUUCUGCUUCCCCUGUUCCAGAGAUUCCAUCAAGCGACAGGGCGCUGGCACCGAGGUGUACUGCCCUAGCGGUGAGCGGUGUCCCUUGGCCGGGUCGUCGGUGCCGUGGGCCUUUAUGCAGGGUGAGAUAGCCACCAUCCUCGGCACCGCAAACAUCCUGCCCCAACACUCCCAGGAUGAAGUCAAGACCAAGAAGGAACGCGACACAUAGGCUGUGUCGCGCAAGGUUCCUCUGGUUUUAGUUACAAGGUUACCAGCGAUGCUUAGCUGGUGACUUUUGUCGGCGUCGACCGCAAUCUGCGUGUUCGGCGUGGUGACGCUGUACUAGCGUGUCCAUAUGGUGCUGGAUCCGGUCCUUGCUGUGGACUCUGCCUGCUAGUGGUGGUGGUGGCAGCGGCCGGGGCCCCCAACGGCGUCUCGAAGCCACACUACCAGUUGUGUUGUGAGUCGCCAUCUGGGAGGUGACUAGGGUGAGAAGGCAGAGUCAGCUAGUCCAGGGAGUCGUCUACAUUAGUGACUGUUAGACAUUUAUGCAGACAUUCAGUGUGUCAGUGAAUUGGUUUACUUCUCUGGAAGUGACCAAAUUUCCUGCCUUCAUAAGGAGUGAUGACUGCCGUGAGUAAUUUGUUGAUCAGUCGUGGCAGGACUGUGGGACAACUCAAGUGAAUAUGAUCAUCACAAAUCAAGGAUUACCUGCUGUAUAGGUUAUCAAAACAUGUGGAAUUUUGUUUGCAGGAGAGCUCUGAGGCUGAGAUAACCUUGGGUGCAGAGUGGCGCAAAAAGAGUCGUCCCAGGGAGACUGGGAAAACUUAGUGUCGUCCUGUGUCAUCAGUGACUGCCUCUUGUGAGCAGCUCGACCUCACACUGUCGUUGGCUUAAGUUGCCGUCAGUCUCAUGAUAUCCUUAUUGUUGUCAGGAUAUUGACCUCAGGCUCUGUUGUCAGCCCAAGCUGUCAGAUAUCGUCGACACCAAGCUGACAUUGACCUCAAGCUGUUGUCGACUUUUAAAGAUGUCGUCCCACUUUCGGUCCAUAUUCUUGUGCUGAUUUCUUCACAAGUUUUACCUUCAGAGUCGAGCAGAAUUGUUAUUGUAAUCUCUUAGGCUGUACAUAUGUGUACAAUCAGCAAACACAACUCACAUGUGCAUAAAUACACAUGCACAUACAUAUGCACACAAACCAGCACAUGUGCGAACCCCCCACACAGAUGUACCUACACACAUGCACAAACAUUUAACAUGCACGCACACACACACACACACACACACACACACACACACACACACACACACACACACAUUCUCCCAAACACUGCUCCAAGACCGUGUGACGUUCGCAAUGACCAAAGGCUUACCUUGUAUAUUGAUUGAUAGGAAUAUAUUACUUUAGUGUAAUGUGAUAACACACUUAGCCUACUAGUCAUUUAUGAUACUGGGUAAUUUUGGUACAGUAUCACAAUUUGGAACUCCGUACUCGCUUUUGUAGAUUUAUAAAUGUUCCAAAUAUUCUCUCUACCGGAAUCUGUCAGAUCUUCUCCACCAGACUAACACCGGCAAUUGUUUAAAACCAAAAUCAACAGCAAUUAACAUGCAAAUCAACUUUCUUCUUGUAUGCGACAACCCGAGAGAAUAACAGCACAUCAUUGUCAAGUUUUCAGUUAUAUAUAUAUAUAUAUAUAUAUAUAUAUAUAUAUAUAUAUAUAUAUAUAUAUAUAUAUAUAUAUAUAUAUUAUAUAUAUAUAUAUAUAUAUAUAUAUAUUCCUCCCUGCCAGUUUUAGAAGAUAGCAGUUAUAAGUGUGUGUGUCUGUGUCUCCAUAUGCUGAUUCCUUCACGCUGGGCUCGACCUCUCGUUGGACUAAGCUAUAAAUGGGCUGGCUAGCAACCUCAUCGCGUUGCUUACAUUGUAUUAUGUUAGACGAACAUCUCUGUUUAGGCUAUGCCUUGGUCACAGUCUCGGCUGCCUCUCAGAGUACCGCAGUGUUGUGUUUGGUGUAUUCGCUCGCGGCACCAAUGUCAUUCGCGACCUCUAUGGCUUCAUUUUUAUGUUUGAAUUUUUUAGUGUUGUGGCAAAGCUGCAAUAAAUAACUUAGGCCCAAGCAUGCCUUUCUGCGGUACCACAAGCUAGAACAUAUAUACUCCUGUUUUGAGAUUAUUUUUGGUCUAGUGAUGCUAGUAUCAAAAGCAUGAUUAAUCAGUCCAUCAGUCAGAAGGCCUGGUCUGGGACCGGGUCGCAGAAUUAACAUGUAGGUAGUUGUCUAAUAUAUGAGAAGUCUGAUUGAAAUAUGGGUAAAUUGAGAUAUAGUGUGACUGAUAUGUAAUUAGGAUGACGGAAAUUUGGGCAUUAAUAUGUGGGUAGUUAGCCUGACAUGUAGACAGUGCGAAUUUUGAGUGUUUUGACAUGCAGACUGACAUGUGGAUAAUCUGAAUGUUAUGUAUGCAUUGCAGGAAGUUUUGUGGGAAGUCUUGAGUUAGCACUGCUACGAUUAUCUGUGGUAGUCUGGAAUGACACUAAUAAGACUAUUGUGUCUGGAUUCAUAUUUAGAUAAUAUCUAGUAUACAAAGUCAGUCAUAUGCCUGAUAACAUCCGAGAGAAGUUCACUGUGAUUUUGGAGUGUGACUAAAUAUUGAACUCGAGUUACACAAAUUUGUACUUUGUUCAUGGUAGCUUAUCUCCGUUUUGUGUGUGUGUGUGUGUGUGUGUGUGUGUGUGUGUGUGUGUGUGUGUGUGUGUGUGUGCGUGUGUGUGAUAAAGUGCUGCAUGGCUUUGUAUUGUGAGGGUGGGUGUUUAGUGUUCGUAAUGGAGAAGUUGCUGCCAGAAAGCCCAAGCCCGAGUUCUAGCGUGGGGUCUCCCAGCCCCUUUCCCUACGAGCUCCAAAGGGAGGGGGAGUGCUGCUACUGCUGGGGGUGGGAGGGAGGGGGCAAGAGGGGUCUACCUCAGAAUAUUAUCCAGUUGGACGAGUAGCUGCCUGGGGCUUCUUGUAUUAACAUUUAACUAAAGAGUUCCAUACGUAAGAUUUCUUAGAAAUGUUAAAACAGUUGUUUCUUAUGCAAUCUUGAAUGCCUUGGUAUGUUUACGGCACAUUCCCAGUGAUAAGUAGUGUUACUGUUUCGGGGGCUAGCUACUCGAUUUUUUUCUCACUGCCUUGGUUAGGAGGUUUUGCCGUCCAGGUAGCAGCACUCUUCCUUGCCCGCGCCCGUUAGCGUCCAGUACUCUUUUUUCAUCAUUCCCAUAAUAUACAGUGGUAAACAAAACCAACCCUUGGAGAAACACUGCUGGCUCGGUGUCCUAUGCUACUCCGCAAUGUUUUUACACUGCUUUACAGUGUCCUCAAAGCUGCUUAUCCAUGCCCUAUGAUGUUCAGCUAGUUUACAGGUGCCACUCAUACUCUUUAAUUUCACUCAUCGUCACUUAUCUAGCUGUUGAGCCAUUUCUCUUCAGUCUCUGGCUAUUUGCCAUCAUCUGCAUAACUAUGCUUCAUUUUCUCUUGCUUCUAUUCAUCAAUGCCCUGCGCUUCUGUCAGUGUGAUGAUUCCGGCACAGUGUAACGCCCCGGCAAGGCCGUGGCUGUACUCCUCUGGGAGUCUUUGCCAGAUAUGAAUUUUUAUAUUUUGUUUUUGUUUUAAGCGGGAAAGGCCAGCUACUUGUUGCUCGUCUUGGUCAUGAGAGCGUCGAUGUGAACCAUCACUCCCCGCUGUGGCACAGUGCCAGAAUCAUUGGGCCCUGGUGAGGAGAGCGUCACUGUGACCCAUCACUCUCUGCAGUGGUCCGGUGCCAGAAUCAUUGGCUAUUCUUUCGUUCUUGUUUUCUAUGUUGCCUAACGGCAUUUUGUUGUAAGUAUUAAUGCUCCUGGUGUUACUACUUUAACUACUCUUUCCAAGGUACAAAUGAAGUAGCUCUUGACGUAUUUUUGUAGAAGGGCUUUGUAAAAUAAAUGACCACCGGGAGGGUUGCAAAGGAUUCACCUGAUAAGACCUUCUGGCAUAAAAAAAAAUAUAUAUAUAUUGUCCAUUACUUAUUGAAAUGGCACAAAUGCCCUGCUUUGUUUAUGAGUUGGCGUCCAGUUGAGAGAAAAUGAUUGGUAAGUUUUGGACCAGUGUUGAUGGUUUCUUUAGUAUCCAGUUCUUGGGUCGAGGUUGUGUAAGUGAAGAGCCUGUUGGUCACGUUAUAAACAUGAAUUAUAACCUAUUGGACCCAGUUUGUGACCACUCGGGCUUGUGGUGUACACCACACACAUGAUGAAUAUAAAUAUGGCUUGUGUAACUUAGCUAAAUCUUCAAACUCAACAUUUUGCACUUAGGAAAAACGAGGAAUGUGGCCUGUAGAAGCUGACUUACAUUGGGCAAGACUUUAUUUGUGAUCUGUUGAUUCAGUUAUGAUGUUGACAAGCCUGAAAAGAAAAUUAUUUCUUUAGGGCAUAUCAGCAUCCCUGAGGGCCGAAAGGCACUUAACUGUGCUGUCAUCCCCCCCAGGAUAAGCUGCAUUGUGGCCCAAGGCCUGCCAACCUAAUCCCAUAUCAGGCAGCUCUCCAGAGUUUUGUUUCACUCAGAACCCAUGCAGCAGCUCCUACCGGCCUCUUAAAUCCUCAAACCUCAAGACCUAAAGAGCGGGAGGGAGCUGUGACGUCAUAGACAAUGGAGAAAGAACGGGCCUCUGGUUUGCCGGAGACGCCCAGUCCCAUCGACAUAAGCUGUACAGUAAUCUAGGCUGCCCGUUAAUAUAUGGCAUCAUACAUAUUGGUUUAUGUAUGGUUUGAUGUACCUGCUUUUAAGAUAUAUAUACAAAUUGUUGCCAUUGGGCGACUUUUAAUACCUGUUCAUAUGGAUGUUGUUGGUCUCUUAUUAUUGUAAAGGGUGUACAGUGAACACAUGCAUAGUAUAAUUAUAUUAAAUUAUAUUACCUGCCGCAACCAUUAUCACUGCUGUUAUGAUCAGUGUUAUUUUCUCCUUUGUAUAAAUCCGGUCACAACCACGUGGUGAGAAGUGUGUGCCAUAACCUGGUGCAAGCAACAGUGCAGCAACGCAGUAAUAAACUAUUGACAACCUCA